This is a messenger RNA of Sarcophilus harrisii (Tasmanian devil), 1177 nucleotides long. RefSeq names its product tetratricopeptide repeat domain 9 (gene TTC9). The record is from RefSeq and is a predicted model, not a curated record. NCBI's taxonomy places the organism in Eukaryota, Metazoa, Chordata, Mammalia, Dasyuromorphia, Dasyuridae. The coding region runs from base 220 to 915 and encodes 231 amino acids. The transcript has 3 exons. Gene Ontology annotation, molecular function: protein binding.
GAGGAGGAAGAGGAGGAGGGCGAGGAAAAAAGAGGAGCCAGUCUCUGGCCGCGGGAGAGAAGAAUGGGAGUAAGGGGCAAAAGAGAUCCAAGGAGUGUCACGGCUUCUGGAAAGACUGGGCGCUCCGAGACUCGCUUCUGGGGCUUCUGAAUCCCGGAGGGCUUGGCAAGAUCGCAGUGAGCUGGCGAGCCUGGGCACGGUAACUGCAGAGAUUGGGGCAUGGAGAGGAACAGCUCGGGCGGAGCGAAGCUGAGUGCCAGCCACCGCCUGGCAGGGGAUGGGCAGCAGCAGACCCUGAAGUCCUGUGCCCUGGGCAGCGCGGGCGGCGGCGGCGGCGGCGGCGGCGGCGGCGCUGGUAGCGCCCCUCGGGGCCAAGUUGGGGCGGCGGUGGAUCUCGGGGAGCUUCUCCAGAGAGCCCAGGAUUUCAAGAACCAGGGAGCGCAGUGCUACAAGGACAAGAAAUUCCGCGAAGCCAUCGGCAAAUACCACCGGGCGCUUCUGGAGCUCAAGGGAUUGCUGCCUGCCCUGGAGGAGCGGGACAAGGACACCCAGGCACCUUCCACCGCCUACGGGGCCAAGCUGGGCCACCUAACCGAGGAGCAGAGCAAGACGGUGGAAGCCGUAGAGAUCGACUGUUACAACAGUCUGGCAGCCUGUCUGCUCCAAGCUGAACUGGUGAAUUAUGAGAGAGUCAAGGAAUAUUGCCUCAAAGUUCUGAAGAAAGAAGGGGAAAAUUUUAAAGCCCUCUACCGGUCAGGAGUGGCUUUCUACCAUCUGGGAGACUAUGACAAGGCUCUCUACUACCUGAAAGAAGCAAGGUCCCGGCAACCAACAGAUACCAAUGUGAUACGGUAUAUCCAACUGACAGAGAUGAAACUCAGCAGAUGUUCCCAGAGAGAGAAAGAAGCCUUGUAACCAGGAAGCUUCCUUCAGAGAUGGACCCAUGGUGGACAUUUCCCCUUUCUGGGUUUGGUCCCUUUCCUGCACCUCUCCCACCUUCCUUCAGAAACCCCCUUAACUCUUUGUCUUCUUCAGAGAGAAGAGAGAGAGAGAGAGAGAGAGAGAGAGAGAGAGAGAGAGAGAGAGAGAGAGAGAGAAGCCCAUCUUGGAACCUGGCCAGUUGCCAGAAAAUGGCCAAACCCUGCUCCCCUGAUUCAAAGAAGCCUGAAGAGGUUUG